Balaenoptera musculus (blue whale) is the source of this 870-nucleotide messenger RNA. RefSeq names its product DnaJ heat shock protein family (Hsp40) member C19 (gene DNAJC19). Gene Ontology annotation, biological process: protein import into mitochondrial matrix. Lineage: Eukaryota; Metazoa; Chordata; Mammalia; Artiodactyla; Balaenopteridae. Gene Ontology annotation, molecular function: ATPase activator activity. The record is from RefSeq and is a predicted model, not a curated record. Gene Ontology annotation, cellular component: PAM complex, Tim23 associated import motor.
GGCCGCCCCUGCCGUAUUUCCUAGGGCGCCCGUGUCUGGGCGGUUUGUACGUGCUGGUGGUGGCCGCGUCGCUUUGUGGUAGAGGUGUAGAGUUGGUGGGGUGGGAUGAACCGCGCUCCCGGUGGAAGCAGAGGAGCCGAGCGGGAACCAUGGCCAGUACAGUGGUAGCAGUUGGACUCACCAUUGCUGCUGCAGGAUUUGCAGGCCGUUACGCUUUGCAAGCCAUGAAGCAUAUGGAGCCUCAAGUAAAACAAGUUUUUCAAAGUCUACCAAAAUCUGCCUUCAGUGGUGGCUAUUACAGAGGUGGGUUGAACCCAAUGACAAAACCGGGAAGAGCAUUAAUACUAGGUGUAAGCCCUACUGCCAAUAAGGGAAAAAUAAGAGAUGCUCAUCGACGAAUUAUGCUUUUAAAUCACCCAGACAAGGGAGGAUCUCCUUAUAUAGCAGCCAAAAUCAAUGAAGCUAAAGAUUUACUAGAAGGUCAAGCUAAAAAAUGAAGUAAAUGUAUGAUGAAUUUUAAGUUCUUACUCAUUUAUGUAUAUGAGUACCAGCGUUUUAUAAUAAAAUGCUCAAAGCUACACAUUUUAAAAUUAGCAUAAGCUAAAUGAAAGCCUUGGUAUAAAUUUGAGGAUUUCAAAUCGGAUUAUAGAAUAUUUGUAGGUUAAUACUCAAUAAUUAUGGAUAAAUGCAUGCCAUUUGAAGUGUUCAUUACUCAUUUGUCAAAUAAUUUGGUACCUAUUUCAAGACAAGGUAAACAAGAUAGUCUCUCCCUGAAGGAAUCCCCAGUCUGAUGGGAGACUGAUAAACUGAUAAUUAAAAUACAAUGUGAAAUAAUUAAAAUACAGUGUAAUAAAUAUGAUGGAAUUAGCA